Molecule: messenger RNA, 2849 nt
Organism: Myxocyprinus asiaticus (Chinese sucker)
Lineage: Eukaryota; Metazoa; Chordata; Actinopteri; Cypriniformes; Catostomidae
Product: calpain-5-like
Exons: 13
Coding region: 248-2176 (642 amino acids)
Biological process (GO): proteolysis
Cellular component (GO): cytoplasm
Molecular function (GO): calcium-dependent cysteine-type endopeptidase activity
Source: RefSeq, a predicted model, not a curated record
UGUGUGUGUUAAUGAUGGCCCCUCCCUAAGACCAAAUAGAAAAUGAGAAAUGAGAACGAAACAGAUGUAAACACACAGCCCUGUGGUAUUUGCAUUAGAGUCUCUAUGGAGAACUGAACAGAAACAUUCAUCUGUGCAUAUGGAGCAUUGAAUUAAUUCGUGGCAUCUGGUUUUCAGCUGUGCGUUCAUUUGAAUAGAUCGAACCAGCCGGGUAAACGACAACCGGAAGAGUGUUUCAGGCUGCAGUAUGUUCUCCUCACUGAAGCCCUAUGAAGGACAGCAGUUUUCAGCCCUGAGGAAGCAGUGCCGGCAGAACAAAAGUCUGUUUGAAGACCCCCUCUUCCCUCCCGUGGACCAGUCGCUUUUCUACAAAGGGAACCGCAUCGGAAAGGUCACAUGGAAGAGACCAAAGGAACUGUGUGAAGACCCUCACUUGUUUGUAAAUGGAAUUAGUGCCCAUGACUUGCACCAGGGGCAGCUGGGUAACUGCUGGUUUGUGGCAGCGAGUUCCAGUCUCGCCUCCAGAGAAGCUCUAUGGCAGAAAGUUAUCCCAAAUUGGAAAGAUCAGGAAUGGGACAAGGAGAAACCGGAAAACUAUGCCGGAAUCUUUCACUUUCGGUUUUGGCGUUUUGGAGAGUGGAUAGAUGUUGUUAUUGAUGACCGUUUGCCAACCGCCAACGGGCAGCUUAUCUACUGCCACUCAAAUGACAGUAAUGAGUUCUGGAGUGCCCUGGUGGAAAAAGCCUAUGCCAAAAUGUAUGGCUGUUAUGAGGCUUUGGAUGGUGGCAACACAGCCGACGCUCUCGUGGAUUUCACUGGAGGUGUAACAGAACCCAUGGAUUUGCUUGAAGGCAAGUUCAAUCAGGAAGAGGAAGCUCGAAAUCAGCUCUUUGAGCGGGUUCUAAAGGUCCACAACAGAGGAGGCCUGAUCAGCUGCUCCAUUCGAGCAACUAAUCAGGCAGACAUGGAGGCCCGGUUGGACUGCGGUCUGGUCAAAGGUCACGCUUACGCUGUAACAGAUGUACGGAAGGUGCGAUUGGGCACCGGUCUGCUGGCGUUCUUCAAAUCCGAGAAGCUGUCCAUGAUCCGCAUGCGAAACCCGUGGGGUCAGAAAGAGUGGAAUGGAGCUUGGAGCGACAGCUCAGAGGAGUGGAAGAGAGUCAGUAAGAGUGAGCGAGAGAGGUUGGGUGUGACCGUGGAGGAUGAUGGGGAGUUUUGGAUGGAUUUUGAGGAUUUCUGUAAGUACUACACAGAUCUGAUUUUGUGCCGCUUGAUUAAUACAUCAUACCUGAGCAUCCACAAGACCUGGGAAGAGGCUGUGAUGCGGAGCUCCUGGAGUCACCAUGACGACCCUUUAAGGAACCGAUCGGGAGGCUGCAUCAACCACAAAGCUACCUUCCUCCAAAACCCACAGUAUGUGUUUGACGUGAAGAAGGCAGAGGACGAAGUUUUGAUUUGUCUACAACAGCAGGACGGAAGAGCUCAACCUAAAGAAGGCAAAGGAGAAAACUUGGCCAUCGGCUUUGACAUCCAAAGAGUUGAGCUCAACAGAACGUACCGUAUGCACGUCAUUCAGAAGACGGUGGGCAGCUCCGUCUACAUUAACUCUCGCAGCGUGUUUGUGCGGAAAGACCUGAAGGAGGGUCGUUAUGUCAUCAUUCCCACAACCUUUGACCCCGGCCUACAGGGAGACUUCCUGUUACGGGUCUUCACAGAUGUACUUUCAGACUGCAAGGAGCUGACUCUAGAUGAACCGCCCCAGACAUGUUGGACGGGGUGCUGUGGAUAUCCAAAACUGGUCACACAGGUGCACAUCCACAGAGCCGAUGGACUCAAGCCCCAGGACUCAGAUGGAUCGUCUGACCCUUAUGUUAUCAUCAGCUGUGAAGGAGAGAAGGUUCGUUCUCCAGUGCACAAAGAUACGCAGAGUCCAGACUUUGACUUGAAAGCUGUUUUCUACAGGAAGAAACCGAAAGAGCCGAUCCGCAUUCAGAUCUACAACAAGAACAUUCUGAAGGACUCAUUCAUGGGUCAGGUGACCAUGAGCGGCGACCUCUCUGACCUGCAGCAGCUUCACACCGUUCACCUGAGGGACAAAGGAAAUCGUCAGAGCAACGACCUCCCGGGCUUCCUGUCGGUGAGCCUCGUCACCAGUGACGUCCUAACGAACAUCUGACAUCAAUCGGGAUUGGGCUGUCAUGGUAACUGGAGCCAUGAUGAUAACCAUAUUACAGUGAUCACAGUGGUUUGUCAACCGUUCUUGCACCUUUUAGGCACUUGAUCUGGUGUUUAUACAUCCUUUUAUUCCUCAUUUGGUCUGUCCUUUGAGAAUGUUUCUGUCUGCCAAAUCGGAAGCAAAAUCGACUUGUUUUCAAGGUUUUUGCAAUUUAAAGCUGGUAUAUUCUGGUAUUGUUGCCUUUCUAUUGUUUUGUCUUGGGAAAUAUACAUUUAAAAAUAUCAGUAUGUUAUACAGUAUGCAUAUAUCAGAAUAUGAAAUCACUUACAGUAUAUAUCUAAUACCACUAUCCACUGUUAGUUCAGAUACUGUAUUUAGUUUGAUUUCUGCGGUUGUACUUUAACCUUCAAUUUGCCAAACAAUCAGUCUUUUUCGUUUCAUCUUUGUUUACACUAAAUGUUUGUUUGUGGAUGAAUUUUUUAAAUAUAUUUUUUCAAAUAUUUGCCAUAAUAGUUACAUCAUGUUAUGUUGCUUUUACAUUCCAGGGGCAAGCGUUAAUAUGAAAAAUUUAAAGAUAACGAAAGACAUCAGGGUAUAUAUCAUGAUUUUUGUCUGUUCCAAAUUAAACAACUGCUUUCGUUUGGUUUUUUUUUUUUCUUCCAAGAAUUCAUGG